ACAAAUAAUUCCUCAGCAACACCACUACUUCUGCCUGUCAUAAACUUCGCAGCCGUUCGAUACUGCGUGUAUUUCUCGCACUGCAGACCCCCUCGCUCACCGAGCUCGACAUCUGAUGUUUAGUCGGAGGUAACUGGUCUGUCGCCGCCGAACAGUGCAUCAUCUUCCUACAACGAACCACUUUCCAGCGUUUUUAAUUUCUUCGUCAUCAUGACAUCCCCGGACCAGUCUCAAGAGCGUACAUCGCAGCCUCCCCAGGUCCAGACACAAAUCUCAGCCCCUCAAGACCCAGAACACCAAGAACACCAACAACCACGCGACAGUAAAGGGUGGGAUGGAAAACUUCGGGUCGCCCCACGCCGCGCUGUGAUUACGAACCCUGAAGCGCUUUCAGACCCGGAAUACUCCGAUGAGGAUGCUCCACCUGUAGAGCAAAUUGACGCUGAUGAAGAUCUUUUGGAUGACUACGAGCCUGAUACCGAUGAGAUUGACCUUGUCCAUUGCCGCAUAUCUUCCAUUCCGGCACUUCGCCUUGAACGAUUUAAAAGCGUUCUGAGACUAUGCCUUAGACAAAACCAAAUAUCGGCGAUUGAACUUCCAGAAUCGCUGUCCGACACUUUAGAAGACCUGGAUUUAUAUGACAAUCUCAUUUCUCAUAUCAAAGGACUCGAUGGCCUCAAAAAGCUAACAAGUUUGGACUUAAGCUUUAACAAAAUCAAGCACAUCAAGCGGGUAAAUCACUUGAAAGAGCUGAAGGACUUGUACUUUGUGCAAAACAAGAUUUCAAAAAUUGAAGGUCUCGAGGGUUUGACCAAACUAAGAAACCUCGAGCUCGGCGCAAACCGUAUCAGAGAGAUCGAGAACCUCGACAGCCUGACCAGUCUUGAAGAACUUUGGCUGGGCAAGAAUAAAAUUACUGAGCUCAAGAACCUCUCAUCGCUCUCUAAUCUCAGAAUUCUCUCUAUCCAAGCCAACCGCCUGACUAGUCUGAGCGGUCUUUCGGCUCUUCCUCAGCUCGAGGAAUUAUACAUCUCUAAUAACCUUGUCACUUCUCUUGACGGCUUGUCUGCAUGUCCGUCUCUUCGCGUUCUCGACAUAUCAAGCAAUCAAAUCACGAGUUUAUCCGACGAGCUAAAGCCCCUCAAAAAUCUUGAAGAACUCUGGGCAAGUUAUAAUCAACUAUCUUCCUUUGUCGAAGUAGAAAAACAGCUUGGCGAUAAAGAAGAGCUCGAGACUGUCUACUUUGAGGGAAACCCCUUACAGACUACGAAUCCGGUCUUGUAUCGGAACAAAGUCCGCCUCGCGUUGCCGCGGAUCAGGCAGAUUGAUGCCACAUUUGUCAGGACUGAUUAAAUGAUUUAUAUGACCGAGGGACAGGUGAGAUAUCAUCGACGCCCUUCUUAUGCCCUGGCUUCGAAUGGAUGGUAGAGGUCUGGCGUUUAUUUCACGUAUUGCAUUGCUUCUACGGGCAUAUAUACGGUUGUGUUAUCUCUUUACGGCAU
Xylona heveae TC161 is the source of this 1502-nucleotide messenger RNA. Its product is annotated as protein phosphatase 1 regulatory subunit SDS22. Gene Ontology annotation, molecular function: protein binding. The coding region runs from base 211 to 1353 and encodes 380 amino acids. Lineage: Eukaryota; Fungi; Ascomycota; Xylonomycetes; Xylonales; Xylonaceae. The record is from RefSeq and is a predicted model, not a curated record. The transcript is spliced from 8 exons.